AUCCUACUUCCGGUCGAAGAUCUGUCAGUCUGUGCCUAGUCUUCAGCGAAAUAUUUUAGGAAUUUCUCACCAAAAGACAGCUAAGGAUGGCUGCCACAGAAGUGCAAAGGGAAGCCACCGUAACAAUUAAUUUGACACAGAUGCCAGCUCAGAACUUGAGGAAUCUCAACUUGACAGGUCAUGUUGGGUUCGACAGCCUGCCAGAUCAGCUGGUCAACAAGUCUGUGUCUCAAGGGUUUUGCUUCAACAUCCUCUGUGUUGGUGAGACAGGAAUUGGCAAGUCGACGAUGAUGGACACUUUGUUCAACACAAACUUUGAUUCCACCCCCAGUUCUCAUGAUCUGCCUGGAGUAAAACUCAAAGCCCAUACAUACGAUCUACAGGAGAGCAGUGUUCGACUCAAGUUGACCAUAGUCGACUCGGUUGCUUAUGGCGACCAGAUAAACAAGGAAGAAAGCUGGAAGUCCAUCGUUGACUACAUCGAUACCAAAUUUGAUGCAUACCUCCAGGAGGAACUCAAGAUCAAACGCAUGCUCCACAGUUACCAUGACAACCGCAUCCAUGCUUGUCUCUACUUCAUCGCUCCAACAGGUCACUCGCUUAAAGCACUAGAUCUGGUCACUAUGAAGAAGCUAGAUAGCAAGGUCAACAUCGUACCUGUUAUCGCCAAAGCUGAUACCAUUACCAAGACUGAGCUCCACAAGUUCAAGGCCAAGAUUAUGAGUGAGCUGAUGGCCAAUGGAGUGCAGAUCUACCAGUUCCCCACCGAUGAUGAGACAGUGGCUGAGACCAAUGCUUCUAUGAAUAGUCAUCUCCCCUUUGCUGUUGUGGGCAGCAAUGAUGAAGUGAAGAUCGGCAACAAGAUGGUAAAAGCAAGGCAGUACCCUUGGGGGACAGUGCAAGUUGAAAACGAAAACCACUGUGACUUUGUGAAGCUCCGUGAGAUGCUGAUCAGAACCAAUAUGGAGGACCUAAGGGAGAUGACUCACAAGCGUCAUUUUGAGCUGUACCGCAGACACAAGCUUGAAGACAUGGGAUUUUCAGACAGUGAUUCAAAGAGUCUGUCGGAGACGUACGAGUUGAAGCGCCAGCAGCACAUCAGUGACCUGCAGAAGAAGGAGGAGGAGAUGAGGCAGACGUUCGUCAUCCGCGUCAAGGAGAAGGAGGCUGAGCUGAAGGAGGCUGAGAAGGAGCUCCAUGCUCGGUUCGACUCACUAAAGAAGCAGCAUGCAGAUGAAAAGAAGAAACUAGAAGAUCGGAAGAAACAGUUAGACGAUGAGAUGAAUGUUCUCCAACAAAAGAAAGCUCAAUACCAAGCAAACCAAUCCACCAUGGGCAAGAAGAAGAAGUAAGGGAGAUAACUCUCAUCUCCACCAGGAGAGGGAGCUGUUGGGAAGGGUUCAAGUCAAGCAGACGGGCAGGUCUGAUAUUAAAGGUUGAAGAUCUGUAGAUCUCUACACUGAUGAUUCAACGAACACAAACAUUAUUUCCUGACCAGGAAGAUCUGUGUAUGAAUAUUUAAUUAGCAUAGACAGCUAAUUAAGAUAAUAAUUUUGCUGGUUUCUUUUAUUUCUUUUUAUUUUAUAUUAUCCUCCAAUCAAAUCUAUUUUUUAAUUACCUUUUUUCGAUUCAAUUUUCUUUAAACUCAGGAUUUUUUAUUUUUUUUGUGACUAAUAUAAUAUUUGAAUAAACACAUGCAACAUUCUGCAUUAACAGGUACAUUGACAUAAGAGUGUAGAGGCACUGCCCAAUUUUCGUUUUCGGUGCUACAGAAUGUGCAUGCUCAGUGUAUACGUGUUUGUUUGUCCCUUUCGUCUUCAGAUUGACAGAUCAUUCAAGACAACAUUGCACAGUACCAUAUCAGACAAUUUAUUGAACACUACAAUUCUGUCUAUGCAUACAUUCAAAUAUGCUUUGACUUGAAUUCCUGCUCAGUUUUUUUACGACCAAGUCAGGCCAUACAAACUACAUAGUCAUGUAUUUACUUAUUAAUGUUAGGUUUUGUAUGCAUGUUUGUAACACUUCCUUUGUUGGAGUUCCGUCAAUGAUUUGUAAUCACAUUUAUAUUCUUGCCACGGUUAAAUGGCUUGUAUCAAAGUGCAUUUUAAUCUUCCAAAGAACAUAGUGCUUCUUGUUCUCUUGACAUUGCCAUGUAACUUAUCAUGCAAACCCAGAGACUGCAUUUGCUGUUGUCUUGAACAGGUAUCAAAAACAGGCAUAAGGCAUACUGUGGAUUUGGUUGUAUUUUAAGCAGUAGUAUUAUUUUUGUAAGUUAUUUCUCACAUUACGUCCUAGGCAACAGAGUGAUCAUACAUGGCAACUUUUUAUGCGGCCAUCACUGUCACUGUAAAUUGUAUCUUUAUUACCAUGGUAACCAUAUGUCAUCGUCUCCUCAGGGCAUCAUUGUUGUCAUGGUUACAAUAAACAUCAUCAAACAAAAGUGCAAUAUAUCUUGAAGCAUGUAGCAUUGAAAUGCUGAUACAUAUGGCAAACUGUCUACUAUCUACUAUAACUACAUUUUUCUGGAUGGAUGUUGUUGCUUGUUCCUAUGAAGAAGACCUUUAAGAUGAGGGAGGACAAUUUUUAGAGCAUAUCCACAGAGUUCUGCUAUUGUGAAAGUCAGUUUGACCAUUUUCUUGAUUAUGUUUUCAUUCUAUGCUGGAUCGGAAAACCACCGGCGUUUCUAUUGGCGUGUUUAUGAGCUCCUGGCAUCUCUGAAGAUUUUAUUCAUCAUGAUUUUGCUUUGAAACAGAUUCUGGUUUGAUCAUUGUAAGCUGGAGGUGAAAUUCACCACAUGUCUUUUGGAAUGUUAAUAAAAUAAUUAUCAUAAUGCUUGAAAAUAAUUUAUCAUGCUUCAGUUGACAAUUAUGUUAAUGAUGCAUUGUUAAUGUUAAGGUGUAGAGCCUGACCUGUACAUUAGAACUGAGGGCCUAAGCGCCGAGCUAAAUGGACAGAGACUGACCUUGAAAGUCUUGGUAACAUAUAAGGGUAUCACCUGAUUUGCCUAAUGUCUUAUGUUCUACUAGUCCUGAGGACAUCAUCAACUGCCAGGCAUUCACUGCCUUCUUGGCUUGUGCUAAUUUCUAUCUUUGAGGCUGGUAGGAUGCUCUUUUCAGGAUGAGUAGAAUAAAUUUUUUGUAAUUAUGAAAUACUUGGUGUGCUUUACCAUUUACAUUUUCUAAAGCAUUUUGUGUCAUUGGAUUCUUCUAUUUCAGUGUUUUGUAAUUAACUCAUGAUAAACAAUAAGUAUCAUAAUCACUUAAAUUUUAAAUAAUUAUUUUCAUUAUAUCAUAUGUUUGUAAAUAGAAAUGUGUCCGCACUUCCUCUGGAAUAAAACAAGCUCUUCACUUUGUCAGAUCUUCACCACACUUAGGGAGUUAAGUUUCAGUUAAGAAACAAAUAUUAUUUUGUAGAAGAGUAUUUUUGCAGAUAUUUAAAAAAUUUAUUUGCAUCCUAAGAUGUCAAUUCAUUUCUGUAUUUAUGCACUAGGCGUAAUGUUAUGCAUGUGCUUCAUUUACCCCCAUGUUUGUGUUUUGUACCUACGUUAUAUCGGACCAACACUAUCUACACGUGUGAUAUCAGCUAGUUUCUCUUCUCUGUAGGCAGGAUCCUGUUAUGUUAUGUCAACUGUGGAAGCUGACAAAGUACAACCAGACUUUCAGACAAGACCCUAAAUGUCUUACAGUUACAUGUAAGAAAUGUAAUGUAUUGACUUUAUGAAGUAUCAAAUACAUAAAAAUAAAUAUGAAUCAAUUUGAUUAGUGGAAGAAGUCAUUUUUUAGAAAGGUUUUUUGUUUUGAUGAAAACAUGAAAGUUGGCAAGCUUAGAAAUUUAUCAGAUCUCAUUUGCUCACUACCUUCUGUAAUUGUGCUAUAAUGUUUCUAUGACUAAUUGUUAAUUUUUCUUCAGUGGAAUAUGCAAUAGUGUGUUUGAAUCUCAACUUAUAAACUAAAAUACCCUUACCAUUGUGGUCACAUACGUGUCGGAAUCAUGUGAGGAAAUGUGUGUUAAGUACUUCAUAAGACGUGAUAGUAAUUUUUUCAAAUUGUUUGCAAACAAAUAGUUUUCAAAGUAGUUGCAGUAGUUCUAUCUGAAUAGAAUAAUUUCAAUUAACUUUAUGAUGACACAGCAUGCAUUUUAUAAAUAAACUUUUUACUUAUGUGCCAAAA
Molecule: messenger RNA, 4169 nt
Organism: Haliotis rufescens (red abalone)
Lineage: Eukaryota; Metazoa; Mollusca; Gastropoda; Lepetellida; Haliotidae
Product: septin-11-like
Exons: 12
Coding region: 87-1352 (421 amino acids)
Biological process (GO): cytoskeleton-dependent cytokinesis
Cellular component (GO): microtubule cytoskeleton; septin complex; septin ring
Molecular function (GO): GTPase activity; molecular adaptor activity; GTP binding
Source: RefSeq, a predicted model, not a curated record